AUGGCAUCGCUGCCUCUUGAGCUCAUUGAGCAAAUCUGCUCGCUAUUGUGCUUCCACUGCCAAAAGUCUGGCUUUUUUCUUGACGCGGAGUCGAAAGAUGUGCGGUCAGCUAAGACGACAUUAUCAUCCUUUUGCCUAGUAUCAAGGCGUGUUUGCGCCGUCGCACAGCCGUUCCUAUUCCACUACUACUCUGCAGGCAAUCUGCCUAGUGCACACAACUGCAACGCCAGAGCAGAUACUCGAGAUGUGCGUCGUCGAGGUGACAAACUCCCAGAAUUCCUGUGCAGCAUAAUACGGCGGCCCGACUUAGCGUCGCAUGUCAAAAUUCUCCAGCUAGUUGAAACGGACGAUAUCAGUGGAUUGACACCAAAUCUUGCGCCUUUCCUCAUUACAGCGAGCGAGCAAGUCGGUACCGCGCACCUCGCGCCGACACAAGAGCACCUUCAGGCCGAAAUCUGGUCCAAGUCAAGACAACAUGAGGGGCUAAGAAUCGUUAAAAGACGGGGUGUUCAUCACUGGCUCGAAGAGAUGGCUAUCCUCUUAUCACCCAACGUUCAGAUGAUUAUUCUAGCUCGUGACAGCUAUUGUCGAUAUGAACACAUCAGGGAGAGCGGCAUCACGUUAGCCUCUCUCGAAGCAAUUGCUCUAAUGGGAGCCAAAAAGAACCAGCAUGUUUACGAGGCUAGAGAUUUGUUCACUGCGGCCCCAAACCUCCGAACUCUAUACUCGAUAAAGUGUAGCUUAUUCGACGGCCUGAGCCCCUGGGCCCUCAGUAAACCAUGGAUGUUGAGCCUGAAAAAUCUACGGAGGCUAGUCAUAGCCGACAUUGGCUUUGAGGAUCUUGGCCUUUUGGUGGCCUGCUGCCCAGAAUUACGGGAAUUGGAAUUGGCGGCUACCAACAUCCACCGAACCGGUGGGAUCAAUUACUGGGAUGUUUCCAAGCUGUUACAGACGCUGCAACCUGUACGACACCAGCUUCGGAAACUGCGUUUUACUCAUUCUCCGAGCCAGCGGCCUGGUAUGGAACAGGUGCCACGGGUGAAUGGGGCAUCUUGGUCUUUUCGAGAAUUUACUCAGCUCGAAGAGCUUGAGUUUGACCAGACAGUGAUCAGUUGCCGUCCAAGGCCUACAAAUACAGGCGGAGAUACUGGCUUCAAAGUGCCUAUGAUCGAGAUUUUGCCGCCAUCAAUCAAGAUUCUGCACUUUUUAUGCGUGAACAAGGAUUUUAUGAAAGAUUUUCAAAGUCUCUUCGUAGAAACCAGCCAUUUCUUGCCACUCUUGAAGAGUGUUCGAGUGAGUCUGCCGCAUGGUAUAGAUAAACGAGACUUUGGUUAUAAUUACAUAGACGAAAUCACAUCGUCUUUCGAGAUAGCUGGGGUUAGAAUCCAGUGGGACUCGGGUGAUGUUGGGGAGAGACCUUCGACAUCAACUGCUGGCGGCACCAUGCUUGGGUCUAGGCUGAUACCAUAUUUUCCAAUCAAACCAGUAAUUAAGAGCAUGGAGAUGCUCUCAUUAUAA
Colletotrichum truncatum is the source of this 1518-nucleotide messenger RNA. RefSeq names its product f-box domain protein. Lineage: Eukaryota; Fungi; Ascomycota; Sordariomycetes; Glomerellales; Glomerellaceae. The record is from RefSeq and is a predicted model, not a curated record.